UUCAAAGAAUAUUCUCGCCCUAGCAGGAGGCGAGUGUUCUUCGCUCCCCAUGAGCUCUUCAUCUUGAUCUCGAGGCGGGGAGCUGAAAGAUUGGAGGAAUGAAGGCGGCGAUUCCAUCGGCGAGGCUGCGCGAGCGGGAUUCGUCAAAUAAGGAGAAUGAGCCGGAUGUGCCGGCUGGGAAGAAGCGUAAGCUCGGAAUUUCAAGGGAGCCAGCAGCUAGAGCUCCGCGAGAAACCCUAUCGGCGCUCAAUGUACCCAGAGAGUCCAUCGCUUCCAUUCAGGCAAGCAGCGUUCCAGCAGUCCCAUCGACUGUCAGCUCGGGCCAAGUGGAAUGGGAAGGAGUGGCUCGUAUGGCCAGUGACGAAGUGGAGGCUUUGCUUAAUACGAAAAUGGCUGGGAAAUCUAAGUUCGACCUCAAGGGAAGGAACGAGAAAAUGAUGGAGUACAUAAAAAAUCUAAGGACGUGCAUUCGCCAGUUUUUACAAGUAGAGAGUGUCUAUGUAAUGCAGCAGGAACAGGCCCAGAAUCAGAUCAAGGAAGAGAAGCAACGGCACGAAGAAUCAGAGCAAAAGAUGUCCGCUAAGUAUGGUGAAUUGGAGGCUAAACUCGUAGAGGCUCGGCAACAAUAUGAUAGACUUGUAGGACAGUUUCAGAAGCUAGAAACUGAGAAGCAGGAACUUUCACUGGCUCACGCAAAGGAUGUGGAGGCGCUGGAAGUAGCUUCAGAAGAACGCACGAAGUUGAAUGAAGAGAUUGACAAACUUCAAAAAGAAGUCGCCCAGUGUAAUCAUCAGCUGGGAACAGCGCAGGACGUGAACAGGCGAUUGCAGGAGUAUAACACGAGUUUGCAGCUUUAUAACAGUAAACUACAAAGUGACGCGGCUUUGGCUACCGAAGAAAACGCUAAGACGCAGAAAGAGAAGGCAGCUAUUGUGGAAACCUUGGGCGCCUUGCGUGGAAAUUAUGCUGGUUUACAAACUCAACUCGAAACAGCAAAGGAUGCUUUGCAAGCUGAAACGGCCAAGAUGAAGUCAAUAAAUGACGAACUUUCUCUUUUGCGGGCGGAGCUCCUUCGUGUUUCAGAAGAAAGGGACAACUAUUACCAUCAGGUUCAGGCAUUGUCAGCUGAAAAUGCAGCAAUCAGGGAAAAAACUUCAACAUCUGCCGCUGAGAUUAUGCGCUUCACGAGCAAGGCAGAAGCGUUGGAGGAAAGCUACGACAAGCAAGCGGAGCAGAUCAGACUCCUUCAAAAACAACUCAACCGGUCGAAGGAGAUGCUAGAGGUUGCGGAAAAAUCAUUGUCUUUCGAGAGGAUUGGGAGCAGUGAAUAUAUGUCAAAAAUUGAAGCCCUUGAGAACAAACUUGCUGACGCAGAGCAGCAGCUCCGUGAGGGAGAGAUGUUGCGGCGCAAGCUUCAUAACACCAUCCAGGAGCUGAAGGGGAACAUUCGUGUAUUCUGUAGAGUAAGACCACUUUUACCCGAUGAAAACGACGAAUCAUCGACUCUGAUCAGCUAUCCAGGCGAGGAGGGAAUUGAGCUACACCAGGCUCAAGGCCAAACAUACUCGUUUUCUUUUGACAAAACUUUUGGACCCGACGUUUCUCAGAGAGACGUGUUUACUGAGAUUUCACAGCUCGUUCAAAGCGCCUUGGAUGGCUAUAAGGUUUGCAUAUUUGCGUAUGGCCAAACUGGAUCGGGCAAGACACACACUAUGAUUGGACAGCCAGAUGACAUGGACCAGAAGGGUGUGAUUCCCAGGUCUUUAGAGCAGAUCUUUCAGUGCAGCCAAGCACUUCGUUCGCAAGGAUGGAGCUUCAAAAUGCAGGCUUCACUUCUUGAGAUUUAUAAUGAAACUAUAAGAGAUCUUCUUGCGCCGUCAAAAAGCGUGGGUGGGGACACGACCCCAGCAAAGCAGCACGCAAUAAAGCACGAGCCAACUGGGAAUACCGUUGUGACCGAGCUUACUGUCGUGGAAGUUAACAGCUGGGAAGAAGUGUCAUCCCUUUUGAGGCAAGCUGCACAAAGCAGGACUGUAGGGAAAACAGCUAUGAACGACAGGUCCUCUCGAAGCCAUUGUGUAUUCACGCUGCGGAUCAUAGGAUCGAAUGAGAAUACUGAGCAACAGGUACAAGGAGUUCUCAACCUGAUCGACUUGGCUGGAAGCGAGCGCCUCUCGAAAAGCGGCUCCACCGGCGAACGCCUGAAGGAAACACAGGCCAUAAACAAGAGCUUGUCUAGCCUCGGAGACGUGAUCCUUGCGAUUGCAAACAAAGACCCUCACAUCCCAUAUAGAAACUCAAAGCUGACUUAUCUUCUCCAGCCUUGCCUUGGUGGCGACUCGAAGACGCUGAUGUUCGUGAAUAUCUCCCCCGACUCCAAAUCACUCCAUGAGUCGCUGUGCUCGCUGCGGUUUGCAGCCAAGGUGAAUGCAUGCGAGAUUGGAGUUCCCAGGAGGUACACGAGCAGCAGGCCUCAAAUUAGCUGUUGAAGCUUUUGGUAUUUUGUUGUCAAAGUUUUGCAUUGACAAGAAGAAAAAUUUAUGUGGAACCAAACAAGAAUAUAUAUGGAAACCUUUGCCACCUUUUA
This is a messenger RNA of Selaginella moellendorffii, 2587 nucleotides long. RefSeq names its product kinesin-like protein KIN-14N. Gene Ontology annotation, biological process: microtubule-based movement. The coding region runs from base 99 to 2489 and encodes 796 amino acids. The record is from RefSeq and is a predicted model, not a curated record. Lineage: Eukaryota; Viridiplantae; Streptophyta; Lycopodiopsida; Selaginellales; Selaginellaceae. Gene Ontology annotation, molecular function: ATP binding; microtubule binding; microtubule motor activity. The transcript has 17 exons.